This is a messenger RNA of Macadamia integrifolia, 1708 nucleotides long. RefSeq lists its product as uncharacterized. Bases 781 to 1488 code for a protein of 235 amino acids. Lineage: Eukaryota; Viridiplantae; Streptophyta; Magnoliopsida; Proteales; Proteaceae. The transcript is spliced from 2 exons. The record is from RefSeq and is a predicted model, not a curated record.
AAAUAUUGUUUUCUGUUCUCACUCGAUCCGUCGUUCAUUCUUUCGUGUGUUCAUGUAGUCAUGUCUGAUACGAGAUCUCUUGUGGCCAUCGGUAAGAACUGAGUGGAGGAUACACGCCAUCUCGUCUUCUUUUUCUCUCGCAAGUCGCGAUCCACGUCCUGGAAUCGAUCACAGAGAAGAUCGAUUUCGGAAACUUGGCGAUCAGAUUAUUGAAUUUUGAAUUUUCUAUUUUCUAUUGAUAACUGUUCCGUUCUUCCUUUGACUCGGUUUAGAUUAUCUUUUCCUUCUCUUCUGUUUUCUUCCGCUUCCUGUUGGAACUUGGACUCUUCUUUCCCGAUCGGCAUAAACUUAAAUUGUGGAAAGAAUUUUCAGCCUGGAUCUGGGAAUCGGAUUGGGCUACCCACACCACGGUGGUGUCUUUGGCUUUCUGAUAUCGAGGAUCGAUCACGUCAGAUCAGCUCUUCUCCCCCUUUCCUGGGAACAUCCGUUAUUUGUUUAAGGAAAUUCACUCAUGCUUGUUGCGGUCUGCAAUCACUGGGCUGGUUUUGUCUACAGUCAGCUACGAAGCCGUGGAUAGCAACUUUUGACAAAUCUGUAUUUACGUAUUUACGUAUUCUGUUGGUUUCACUUGCUGCGUCACAGUUUGAGUUUGUUAUUUUGGAGUUAAAUUUGCUUGGAGGCAAAAACAUAGCUAAUCGCUGUGAGAUUUUUUAUAGGAAUUGAUUUGCACGGGAACGGGAUCUCAGAGAAUAAAAAAGUUAUCGUUUUUCACCCCUCCCGAUGUCAUCAGAUUCGCUGAGGUUACCAAUGGUUGAUUGCCGGAGCUUGAUUGAGUUCUGCAAAGCUUUUGAGCAGCAUAGGAAUAUGGCAAAUUCGAUGGGCGCAUCUGAACAUCGGAGCAAUCAAGGUCAUGUUCGUAGUAAGAAGCAUGGCAGUUCCUUAAACCCGUUAUCCCAUCCUUUUUGCGAUCACUCGCCAUUUGCUGCCUUUGACAUUAUUAUAUUGCUUCUGGUACUCGGAGCACUGGGGGUUUUGACAGUGCCUUACUUCAAAUUCAUAUUCCGAGAAGCUUCAGAGCUUCUUCCUAUGGUUUGGGUAUUCAUUGGUGAUGUUAUAAACAAUGCACCAAUGGCAUAUGCAGCUGGAUUAGUUGUAACGUUUGUCACCAUGAUCGCAGUGUGGGAGAUUGUCCAUCACAGAUCUAGGAAGUGUGGGAACCCUUUCUGCAAGGGUCUUCGCAAGGCAGUGGAAUUUGAUAUCCAGCUUGAAUCAGAAGACUGCGUGAGGCACUUGCCGCCAGUGCCAGAGGAUGCGUAUGGUGUUCAACCACUUGAGUUAGGGCAGGAUCACAAGGAAUUAGAAGCUGAAUUGAAGCGGAUGGCACCACUUAAUGGUCGUACUGUACUCAUCUUUCGAGCACCAUGUGGAUGUCCUGCUGGUAGAAUGGAGGUCUGGGGGCCUAAGAAGCUUCGUAGAAUUAAGAAGUAGAUAAAGGCAUUUGGGUCACUCCACUGUUACUUUUAAUUUCUUUCUUUCUUUCUUUCUUUUAUUAAUAAUAAACUAAAACUAUGAAGAAUCCAGUUGGAUCUUGGCUAGUAGUUCCCCACUUUGAAAUAAGUGACAUCUCACAUUUGAUGGGGAGUCUUGUAUCUUUCUUUUCUUUCAUUAUAUACGAUGGUUCAGACUAACAUUCAGUUAGCCUUAUUAA